AUGGGUUGCAAGCUCACGUUUGUGGACGACGCUUUAAACCGAUCGUUUUAUAAACUCGGUUUGUUCGUCGGAAAACGACCAGGUUAUUUCAUAAUAAUACCUGUUCUCCUUACACUCCUCAUGAUCACAGGCUAUCAAAGAGUACACUAUGAAAUGGAUCCCGAAUACCUGUUUUCGCCUGUCAGUGGCCAGGGAAAGUUAGAACGACGAAUAGUAGAAGAAUAUUUCAAAGUGAACUAUACGCACAGAUUUAAUGUAGGACGUAUUACAAGACCAGGUAGAUUCGGGCGAGUGAUCAUUGUGUCGAAAGAUAAUAAUACAAAUAUGCUUCGAACUGAAGUGUGGAAGGAGCUUCGACAGCUCGACGAAUACGUUCAGAAUAUUACCGUAACUUUGGCCGAUGGCGAACAAUUCACAUAUAAAGACGAGUGCGCGAAAUGGGAAGGACAAUGCUUCAGUAACGAUAUUUUAAAUUUAGAUAAAAUUAUUGGUGAGGUCGAACGAGGCGAGUUAAAUCUAACAUUUCCUAUAAUGUUUAACCCUGUGACGUGGGAGGCUCACGCUUUUCCCGUUUUCUUCGGGGGGUCGAAAGUGGUAGACGACGUGAUAGAGUCAGUGCCCGCUGUGCAACUUGUCUGGUUUAUUAGAACGGACAAUAUAAUACAAAUUCAACGAGGCGCAGCAUGGGAAGACGCGUUUUUAGAUGCUGUGGGUGUAGCCGAAGAUACUGGACGUUUCAAACACAUAUCGAUCGCACGUUUCGCAUCACGAACCCUCGACCACGAGCUCGAAAAGAACACUAAGACAGUGAUACCUUUCUUCAGCUCCACGUUUAUUCUCAUGGGAAUAUUUUCCGUAGUAACAUGUAUGAUGGGGGAUUGGGUCAGAUCAAAGCCAUGGUUAGGCUUACUAGGUAAUAUUUCUGCGGUGAUGGCAACCGCUGCCGCUUUUGGUUGCGCCAUUUACUUGGGCAUAUCAUUCAUUGGAAUUAAUCUUGCUGCGCCAUUUUUAAUGAUUGGAAUCGGUAUUGACGACACAUUUGUAAUGCUGGCGGCUUGGAGACGCACCUCGCCGAUGCUCCCCGUACCGGAACGAAUGGCAAUAAUGCUAUCUGAAGCUGCCGUUUCUAUUACAAUCACUUCUGUGACGGAUAUGUUAUCUUUCUUCAUCGGUAUCUUCUCGCCAUUCCCAUCUGUGCAGAUUUUUUGCAUGUACUCAGGUCUUGCUGUGUGUUUUACUUUUGUUUGGCAUUUAACAUUUUUCGCCGGAUGCGUUGCUGUCUCUGGAUAUAGAGAGAAACAAAAUCGACACACAAUCACGUGGUUGAAAGUUUUACCAGAGUCUAGAGCGAGAAAAGAAGAAAAAUCGUGGUUGUACAGAGCGUUUUGCAGCGGCGGCAUCGACUCUGCGGAUCCAAAGAAUCCUAUAGACAAUAAAGAGCAUUGCAUUAUGGCAUUUUUCCGUACGACCAUGGCGGAUUUACUCAAUAAUAACUUAAUCAAAGCUUUGGUCAUAGUAGUAUUUCUAGCGUACUUGGCUGGCGCCGGAUAUGGAGUGACCAAUUUGAAAGAAGGCUUAGAAAGAAGAAAGCUGUCGAAAGUAGACUCGUAUUCUGUGGAGUUCUUUGACCGUGAAGACCUUUAUUACAGAGAAUUUCCAUAUAGAAUACAGGUGGUAAUAAGUGGAAAUUAUAAUUAUUCCGACCCGAAAAUUCAAGAUGAAGUUGAAACUUUAACGCAAACUUUGGAAAAUACGUCGUAUAUAUCGAACUCAUUGUACACCGAAUCUUGGCUUCGCACAUUUGUCAAUUAUGUGGACAGAAAUAACGAUUAUCUAAACGUAUCCAUCGAAAGCGAAGAAGACUUUAUAGCAAAUCUUAAAGAACUGUGGUUAUUUCCGGCCAACCCUUUUUCUCUGGACGUCAAAUUCAAUGAAGCUGGCAACGAAAUAAUAGCUUCGAGAUUUCUAAUUCAAGCUAUCAAUAUAAGCGGAACAAAUCAUGAGAAGGAAAUGGUAAAGGCUCUAAGAGAGGUUGUUGCUCAGUCUCCACUCAACGCGUCUGUGUUUCACCCUUACUUCGUUUUCUUUGAUCAGUUCGAGCUAGUGAGACCAACAUCCAUACAAAAUCUCUGUUACGGAGCGUUAAUGAUGAUGAUAACUUCCUUCAUAUUUAUACCCAAUAUUCUCUGUUCAUUAUGGGUGGCCUUCAGUAUAAUAUCGAUAGAAAUUGGCGUGGUAGGCUACAUGGCCCUCUGGGAUAUAAAUCUUGAUUCGAUAUCGAUGAUAAAUCUAAUAAUGUGUAUAGGCUUCUCAGUAGAUUUCACCGCACAUAUUUGCUACGCGUAUAUGGCGUCCAAAGCCAAGUAUCCGAGGGAAAGAGUUAGCGAGUGUCUAUAUGCUUUAGGAUUACCUAUUGUCCAAGGAUCUUUUAGUACAAUUUUGGGAGUGGUUGCGUUGCUUCUGGCUGACAGUUAUAUAUUCUCCGUCUUCUUCAAAAUGGUAUUUAUGGUCAUUUUCUUCGGCGCAAUGCAUGGUCUAUUUCUGUUACCAGUUCUUCUAUCACUGUUUGGACCGGGAUCUUGUACGCGGGAAGAUAAGUUGACUAUUUCUAAAGUUGACAAAUGCUAUCCGAACCCAUAUUGUAUACCACAUCCACAGUUAGUUCUAAAGGAUCAAAUGUUCAAUGGCAAAAACGUAAAUCCUAAUGGAAUUUACAAAAUAUAUGGAGAUGACAAAGAUCUUGGUAUAGGAACAUCCGGAGAAGAUACAAGUGAGAGCAGUUCAAACCAGUCCCAACGUAGACAGAUUAGUAACGAAAAUAGGAAAAAAUUUGACGAUGGCUGGAAGAAAUACAACUAUUCUCAUAGUUCGAGCCAGUUUCAACCUUCAGGAGAGUUAGAUUUAUAUGGGCACGAGAGCGAUCGCACUUGGCAGAAACAAAGGAACCAACUGAGUCAUGAUUAUAGAAGCUCAGGACGUGAUAAUGAAUUCUCAAAACGAAAGAACAGUGAUGGAAGUCCACAGCCAGGAACAUAUAGAGUGACGAGGACUCACUCCCAUCACAAUCUCCAUAGAAAAACUGCCCCAAAGCGUUCAAACUCCCACCAUAACCUCGAACACUUAGAUUAUGUCGCAGAAAUGCGCUUUCCU
Messenger RNA from Brenthis ino (lesser marbled fritillary), 3150 nucleotides. The record is from the annotation of a GenBank genome assembly. NCBI's taxonomy places the organism in Eukaryota, Metazoa, Arthropoda, Insecta, Lepidoptera, Nymphalidae.